CGUUUGAAAGUUUUGGUCACAUCUUUUGGAUCGCAAGACUUGAUCACGCUUUCUGAAAAAAAUGAACGUUCCGAACGAGACGUUAUCCGAAGCGGAUAUCUCGGGACAGCGCAAAGCCGAAACUGUGGUCGACGCCAGUGCCAUUCCGGUGGUGUUGGGUCACCACUUACACGAUCUACCGACGCUACGCGCGGACCCCAAUCUUGACCACACGGACCAUGACCAAGCGGUGGCUGAUGCUCACGAUCCUCUAGUAGAACAUGCCAAUGCUAGUGUACACCAAGCACAUUUGAUGGAAGGAGGUAUCAAUCAGCAUACGCAACUUGUCAGUAAUAUUAAUGCUGCUAUCGGAGACCUAGUUGACAAUACUCACAUAGACCAACCGGAGCAACCCCAACAACAUGAAGUCCAAGAACUAGCGCAGCAGUCCGUCAUGGAGAAGGAUGCGAUUUGGGAACCUGCCGUCCACGAUGUCCUUUCUGGACGCGGUGCGUCGGUUAAUGCACACGAAGGCAACAAAAAGUUUCGAGCCUUCAGCUUCAUUCGCAAGCCGGAAUUUGAAGCCGCAAAUCAUGCUGCGAAACGACGGAUCGCCACUGAGAUUGUAACUGCUACAGUUUCCAAUUACGGGUCACGUUUCCUCAAGCGCAAGGUCGACAAGGGACCCUGGUAUGAGAUGACAAUGGAACAGGCGAUUCUAAAAGCUUGCCAGGUGAUGCGUGAUCAUCGACGUCCGGAUCGGAUCGCACAGCGAGAGCUAUCAGCAAACUCUGGAAAGAAGCGCGUUCGCGCUACAACAACGCCGCUGGAUGAUCUUCCGCUACCGCCACCACCAUGUCCUGACCAACCGAUUGUGGAAAAUCCAUACGGAGUGCACGAAUACGAUAUUUUAUGUGGACGCGGAGCCUAUGUCAACGGACACGUGGGAAAUGCUCGCCUCCGCCAUCUUGCGUUGGAGCGCAAAGCGCAAUUUGAUUCUGCAAACUAUACAGAAAAGCGAGCUUUGGCAACUGAAAUGGUUACCAUCAUCCGAAGCUUGGAACCCCCUGGGCGUUUCUUGAAGCGAGUAGAUAUGAAGACGGCCCACAAGUCGGACAACUGGAUCCUACCACCCAAGGGGGUCGAAGGUGCCUGGGAAGAGCUUGCGGACGAGAAAGCAAUACACAAGGCUUGCCAAGUGAUGCGAGACAUAGAUCGCCCUGAUCGGCGCGAACGAGAAGAGCGUCGGAAGCUCCGGAAGCUACGAAAACACAAUGUAGACACAACUGCGGAACCGCUGAAUAUUGGCAUUUCUCAGCAGUACCGGGAGCACCAGGAAAACAUGCGACUUCAACUGCAUCAGCACAGUCAGCGCCAUCAAGAUCCGUAUCAGUCCGAUAAUGAAGCGAUUCCACUCUUGGAAGAUCAGGACAUGGGCGCUUCCUCAACCAGUGAAGCUGUAGACGCGUCCGUCGUGGAAGCAAUGGAUCGUGUUUUUGAUGGUAUGCCAGAUGGCGCUAUGUCUAGCCAUCAAAGCGCAGGCGGCUCACAUGGCUUGACGUCGAUUUAA
Phaeodactylum tricornutum CCAP 1055/1 is the source of this 1549-nucleotide messenger RNA. RefSeq lists its product with no specific name. The record is from RefSeq and is a predicted model, not a curated record. The transcript has a single exon. Lineage: Eukaryota; Bacillariophyta; Bacillariophyceae; Surirellales; Neidiaceae. The coding region runs from base 62 to 1549 and encodes 495 amino acids.